Messenger RNA from Exophiala xenobiotica, 1564 nucleotides. RefSeq lists its product as uncharacterized. The transcript has a single exon. Lineage: Eukaryota; Fungi; Ascomycota; Eurotiomycetes; Chaetothyriales; Herpotrichiellaceae. Bases 372 to 1355 code for a protein of 327 amino acids. The record is from RefSeq and is a predicted model, not a curated record.
GCUCUACUUGUUCACAGGAGCCGGCUAACCUCCAGCAGCACGGAAUGCGAAGUGUUCAAUAGGUUAGCGUUUUCAAUUGCUUUUCAGCAAACCCUCUUUCCGAACCGGCUAGUCUCUUUACAUUUACCAGACGAGACUCGCAUAUACUACGUAGUAUAUCUUGAAACGAAGUCCUAUCACCUCCGCCUACACGGAUGAGCAGGGAUUGGUAAGCUCUUCGCUCAGAUAUAAGGCGAACAACUGUAGACAUCGUCGCUCUUGGCCCCAGCUUUGAACCACUCUCUUCUCCCUGAUAGACUCUGAGGCUUCAACAAUCCAUGUACACACUCGCCCUGGCCUGUGACUCUUGACCAUCUUGCAACUUCGUCAACAUGAGCACCCAAACACCUCCCGUCAAACAACAACCCGCAAUCAUCCUUGGCUGCGCGAACUUCGGCUCCCCCGACGAUCCAACGACCAGACACCACACACCUGCCGCAGCAUCCGCCCUCUUCACAACAUUCAGCUCCUAUGGGUACCAUACCAUCGACACCUCAAGACGCUACCCACCCCUCGCCGGCGGCACAAGCGAAGCCGUAAUCGGCUCUGCACUCUCGUCCCUGCCUCCAUCCAUCAACCUCGAUAUCGACACAAAAGUCCUCUCCGCCCCAGGCUGCCACACACCAGAGAACAUCGCCGCGUCCAUCUCCGCGUCUUUGGCAGCUCUAGGCGUUCCCUCAGUACACAGAAUCUACCUCCAUUUCCCCGACCGGACCCAACCACUAUCAAACCCGGUCUCUGCGCUCUCCCAAGCCGUAUCCACAGGCCAAGCCGCGCAAUGGGGUCUAUCAAACUAUACGCUCGAUGACGUCCGGGAGAUGCUCUCCCUGUGCGAAGAGCACGGCUGGACCAAACCCGCGGUAUUCCAGGGCGAGUAUAACGCCGUGAACCGCGAGACCGAAGAACUCAUUCCGUACCUACACGAGAACGGUAUCGCAUUUUACGCGUACAGUCCCGGUGCUGGGGGCGCACUGGCGCCGACAGGCACUCGACUGGCCGCGCCAGGGCCGGCUGGAGAUCGCGUGCGGCGGCUUUACGGAGGCGAAGAGGUGCAGCACGCGAUUCAGCGGGUGCGAGAUGUCGCUAGCAAGGCCGGGCUGAAGGGCCACGAGGCCGCGAUAAGGUGGGUUGUUUGGGAUAGUUUGUUGGAUGGGAAUUUCGGCGACGGCGUGAUUAUUGGAGCGGGCAGUGUGGAGCAGUUGAAGGAGACGCUGGAUGUGAUCAAGAAAGGUGGCUUAAGUGAAAAUGUCAAGCAGGUGGAGGGUGUGUGGGAGACCAUCGUGAAGGACAAGGCUGAGAAUGGAGUCGCUGGUUGAUAAAUUGGUGCCAGCGAGCGCUGGGAACCCGAGACCCAGUUCAACAGCAAUGACACGACUUAAUCUGGAGCACGCAUACUCACAUGUUCAGUAGAUUUAGCAGCUGGACUGGCGCUCGCGUUGAACGCAGAAUGGACUGAUUUUCGUCGUAGAGCUACGGCCUUAGGCUCGUUAUACCAUAUUUGCAGAGACCGCAAUCUGAUUAAUCG